CCAGGCCUGACACGACGGCGAACCCAACUGAUGAUCGAUGCCAAGCCGCCGCUUAUCCUGCUGUCACGCCCGCGCACCGUCGCUCCAGCGCUGUACCGACUCUAGGACAUACAACUCCACCACAACUCUAAAGGAAAUAUACCGCGAUGCAGCGCAUGUCUAUGCGCGAUCUAACACUUUUCGCUCCGUCUCCAUGGUACGACGCGAAUACCUGCGAUGAGCCACGAUCCAUACCUCCCCAACCAUGCUACCUCCGAGAACUUAUAUGCGGCGGACGAAGGAUAUCCAGGCAUCAUAUCCACCCUUGACCACGAUGAUGCUUUCGAAUCACAGACACAAGCAUGGCCUCCGACCUCGUCCAUCGACGAGUUGACGUCCACUUCGCAUGCCUAUUCGGGUUACCUAUAUCCGGAUCAUAAUUCCACAACCAACUUCUCAUCACUUGAUUCGAUCGGGGGUAUCGAUCACUCUGAACGUGAUCAAGGUCUUGGAGAUUGGCAGCAUGGUACAUCGCAGGCGGGAUCAUUUGUGGACCCUGCACUUUUGGGGACAUGCGGAUCGCAUGGCUUCGAGCUACCCGCUUUCCCAUUAUGGGGUCCCCAAGGAUCAGAGCCCCUGGAUUCUCUCCUUCCGACCACCCAAGACCGUGAACAGCCACCUUGGUCGGUUUAUCAUGCUGCUGAUCAAAGCUACGUUGCAUCAUACCACCUGGGAGAGAAUUCAUCGGGCGCCGCAGCUCAGGUUGAUAUGUCUGACUUGGACCGAAUGACAUCGUCCACGUCAUUGGCGACGACUGCCCAUGGCCAAAACUUUCGCGACGUUCUAGGCAUGCCAAUGCGCCAUCUUAACACUUUUGCUCGAGAUGCAUGGUCGCUCAUCCAAUCAUCACCCGCUGAUAUCGGCAAAUCCGAAGAGCACUUAGACACGCCGUCGCGCAGUUCAGCGUCAGUUCGAAUGGCUUUGAUUUGUCCACACUGUGGAGUCCGAUUUAGCGGAACAUAUAGCAGAGGCAAUCUGGGGCGACAUGUGCGGCACCAACAUGCCAGGCCGCGUAAGAUUGUGUGUGAGGCCCCGUUAUGCUUGAAAGAGUUCAAACGCCAAGAUGCUCGCCUGAAGCAUUACCGCACAUCACAUCCCGAACUAGUUCGGGACAUAGUACCAAGCCAAUCUGACGGAGGCGGGGCCAGGAGCAGAUACUGCGUCAACGGCACUGAUGACAAUAGCGACAAGGAACGUGGGCUUGUCUCCACAACUUCUGCACUGCCAUCCGGGGAACGACACCUGAACGACGAUGCUAUGGAUUUCGCAUCGAGUGCUGAAACCACUCACAAAGUCGAAAAGAGUCUUCGGUGUAGCGACUGCCAAAUCAUGUUCAACAGAACUGCAGAUCUUCGUAGACACAUGGCUGCCUUUCACGAUCCAGAUCCACCACAAUACGUAUGCGCGAUCCCUGGAUGUGAUAGAGCAUCAAAGCCCUUUUCACGCAAGGACAAAUACAUGGAUCAUAUGAAAGCGGUGCAUAGUCCAUCGACUACACUAGCACACAGCAAGUCCUACCAGCCCAAAUGUACAUGCCCUGAACAAGGUUGCGGACGGGAAUUCGAUUAUAAUGCAGACCUGCUACGACAUCAAAGGACCCACACAGACAUGUCUGAGCGGCCCCACAAAUGUGGACAGUGUGAAAAGUCGUUCUUAUACCCCAAGGAUCUUAAGCGGCACGAAGCAACCCACCUGGGUGAUCAGGACGAAGAGAAACCAUCCUUCCGUUGUUCAGUCACGUCAUGCGAGUAUUGUCCUCGGGGAUCGGGCUUUUCGAGAAAAGAUGUCAUGCUGCGUCACAUGAAACGUUUUCAUCCGGACUGGAAGAAGGCGAAGGAGGAAGAUUAAGAUACCCAUAGUGCUUCAUACGUUGCAAAGUUGUCCU
Molecule: messenger RNA, 1924 nt
Organism: Alternaria rosae
Lineage: Eukaryota; Fungi; Ascomycota; Dothideomycetes; Pleosporales; Pleosporaceae
Exons: 2
Coding region: 217-1887 (556 amino acids)
Biological process (GO): regulation of transcription by RNA polymerase II
Cellular component (GO): nucleus
Source: RefSeq, a predicted model, not a curated record